Molecule: messenger RNA, 2739 nt
Organism: Dreissena polymorpha
Lineage: Eukaryota; Metazoa; Mollusca; Bivalvia; Myida; Dreissenidae
Product: HMG box-containing protein 1-like
Exons: 13
Coding region: 12-1625 (537 amino acids)
Biological process (GO): regulation of transcription by RNA polymerase II
Cellular component (GO): nucleus
Molecular function (GO): DNA-binding transcription factor activity, RNA polymerase II-specific; RNA binding; protein binding
Source: RefSeq, a predicted model, not a curated record
UUGGCCUUGAAAUGGCGUCGGGUCGAGAUAUGUUGCAAGGCAAGAGGCGCCAUGUUCGGACAGAGAAAAUGGAGGAGUUUUUGAAGGCCAAAGAUGAUGCCAGUAGCCCGGCUAAGAAGCUCACCUGCCCUAUUCAAGAUUGCAACAAAAUGUUCACAAGCACGCCUGGGCUGAAAUACCACUUGCAGACUCACAGCAGUGUGUUGCCACAGUUCUCGUGUAGGAAAUGUACGAAACUAUUCAAAAGUGCCAAUGGCUUGAAAUACCACAGGGAACGUACUUCAUGUGGUGACUUCUAUGAUGCCGCAGAUUCUCCUGAUGUUGAAGUUGAUGACAGUGGUGGUGGUGACAAUGACGGGGGCCCCAUGCAAGUACCUUCUCCAGACAAGGCAGCUGACCAGACAUUCACAUAUCAUUUUCCUGAAAGGCGUCCCACACUGGCCCCUCCUGCCCCUGUCCAUUCUGGAAUGGAUAAGCUUACGGAGCUGGCCAUCAUAGCAACCAGUCCACACAGUCCUUUGAUGCAAAGGAAUAGAUCUCAGUGGGGGAAAAUGCCAAGUGCCGAAGUCGUUCGCUCUCUGACUUUGAUGCUAGAUUCCUGUGAGGGAAAUCAAAGACUGGUGAUUCAAACGGACAGUGAACCAAAUCUUGAUCUCACAAAUAGUAGCGAAACCUGUGAUAAUUCUUACUCGCAUGCUGUGGACAGUACCGCAGUGGUUACAGUCAGUGAUCAAAAGUGCAGUGAUUAUUGCUUGGCUGAUAGAAACGGACUUAAGAUUGCUACUGAAGAAACCAGUGACAUAAAGGUUUCCACUGACUCACUUUCGCUUGUCUCCCCUUGUAAACUGGAGUCACCUGGUAGCUGGUCUCACACCUGGUCAACCCCUGCAUGGCACUGCUUUCUCUCAGGUUCACACGUGAUGUAUGGAUCCAACAACCAGUGGCAACUUGUGGACACACUUUCUGAAAGGGAAGAUCUUUUCAGACCAGAUGAUAUAACCUCCUCUACAUCUUGUUAUGCGAAUGAAGGUCUUGUAGUCCAAUCAAUGAAGGCAUUAGAAACCGAUAACACGGUGCAUGAGAUAAAGUUCACAUCAACUGGGUUUGGGGAACCAGCAUUGGUGGCAAGAUGCCAAAAGGAUCACCCAUUCCUCGUAAAAGACAAAGGCUGGACAUCAUGUGAGGCGGUGGAGCAACGCAGGCAAUUAUGUGUCGGCGAUGUAUGUCUCCCACCAUCACUUUAUGACGAGGAAAAAUUCAAAAGUUUGGAAGAAUUUGAGUUCACCUCAGAAGAUUCUUCUGCUGUAUUUGCACUAAGCAGUAUGAAGUCCAAAAAAGAUUCAGAGUUGAGUCCAGCUGUAGAAUUGAAACCCCUUUUGAGCCCCUUCAGCGGGACCCCUAAGGGAAAGCGCCCAAUGAAUGCCUUCCUACUGUUUGCGAAGGAAGUCAGAGUGAACUUCACCCAACAGUUUCCCAAACGGGAUAACAGGGAAAUCAGUGUGAUGAUAGGCGAGCAGUGGAAGGGUCUGUCCCCUGAGAAACGCGCCAUGUACAAGGAGACCGCCCAACGUAUGGCUCAUGACCAUAAACUCAUACAUCCUGAUUGCUGGAAACGAAAGAAAUAGUGCAAUAGUUAAGGGCAUUUCAUAUCGAAAGGCGAAUUGAAACUGUGAAGAGACAUACAACAUUGCCAGUGCAUAUAGGGUGCUUCUAUAUAGUUUUCCUUGAAAGGGAUUUGUUGCUAGUUUCUUUUAGUUCUUUUCAUUGUUUAUUUAUAAGUUGAUUGUUUGCUUGAAUUUUAUCUAUUAUAAUUUACACAUUUUGUGUAUGAAAGGAUAUACAGUUAUUAUUUAUAAUGUGUGUUACACACUUUCUUUGUUAAUUCAAAAUAUGUGCUUGAUGUUUUUAAUUAGUUUUUUUUGUUUUUUUAUUUUAAAGAAAAUGUGAAGCUGUUUACUGACUAUUCAAUAUAUAUGUGUAAUUUUCAGCACUAUUUGUAUGAUAUUAAUUAAGUUGUUUAUCAAAAAUAAUUGUGAACAUUAUUUAUAAAAAAAUAUUUGUGAUCGUGUUCAAGAAUUAUAUGUUUAAAGGAAGGAUGUGAAGACCCACCCCCUCCCCCUCUCUCUCUCUCACUUUCACUCUCUUGCCUAGUAAGAUUAUAGUUUUGUUAUGUCUGGUUCAAUCAUUAGCUCGACUAUUAUAUAUGAAAUAUAUAUAGUGGAGCUAUCCUACUCAACCCGGCGUCUCCGUUUGCGUUCACGUUAGCAUGCAAAUGUUAAAGUUUGCGUACUACCCCAAAUAUUUCCUAUGUCCUUUGACAUAUUGCUUUUAUAUUUUGCAUAUUUCUUUACCAACAUGACCCCAAUCUAUAAACAAGAGCAGACAACUGUAUCAAGCAUUUUGACAGAAUUAUUGCCCCUUUUAUACUUAGAAUAUGCAUAUAAUUGAUAAAUCUAUGUUUAAGUUUGCAUAUCACCUCAAAUAUUUUCUAUGUCCUUUGACAUAUUGCUUUCAUAUUUUGCAUACUACUUCUUCACCAACAUGAUCCCAAUCUAUAAACUAGAGUAGACAACUGUAUCAAGCAUUUUGACAGAAUUAUGGCCCCUUUUAUACUUAGAUAAUUGAACAUUUUGCUUAAAUUGCCAUAACUUCUUUAUGAUCACAUUUGAUUCAUACUUUGACAAAACAAAACACCUGACAUACCACAAUGCACUCCACCCAAACCAUCCCCCAUGCCCC